Paramormyrops kingsleyae is the source of this 4507-nucleotide messenger RNA. RefSeq names its product BCL2 associated athanogene 6 (gene bag6). Gene Ontology annotation, molecular function: polyubiquitin modification-dependent protein binding; misfolded protein binding. Gene Ontology annotation, biological process: ERAD pathway. Gene Ontology annotation, cellular component: BAT3 complex. The record is from RefSeq and is a predicted model, not a curated record. NCBI's taxonomy places the organism in Eukaryota, Metazoa, Chordata, Actinopteri, Osteoglossiformes, Mormyridae.
UCAUUCGAGACGCUACGUCACAUGGGUCCUUGUCGCAUCAGGAAAAAAACUGAAUAACAAAUCACCAAGGAGGUUCAAUUACAGCUGUUUUAAAACUUUAACUUAAACAUCUGUCAGCUAUAUAACCAACCAAGACUCGGACGGAGUGAGAAUUUUAUCCCGAAAAGAGCAAGCUUGAAGGUGGAUAGGCAUGGGUGAGCCUGGUGAUAUCGAGGUAACUGUGAAGACUCUGGACUCGCAGAGCCGAAGUUACUCGGUCAGAAGAGAACUGACGGUGAAGCAGUUUAAGGAACACAUCUCUGAGUCUGUUGGGAUUCCUGUGGACAAGCAGAGGCUCAUCUAUCAGGGCAGGGUAUUGCAGGAUGAGAAGACACUGACCGACUACAAUGUGGAAGGCAAAGUCAUCCACUUGGUGGAGAGGGCCCCCCCCCAGACGACGCAGCCGGGGACGGGAGCUGGGGGCACAGAGGGGUCGGUCCCACCCCCCCAUUCCUCCUCCACCACUUCCCAGGGCGCCCCGCACAUUCCGCCGCACGACCGUAAUGCCAACAGCUAUGUCAUGCUGGGGACUUUCAACUUGCCUGUGAACGUUGUGGACCCGCAGCAGAUCCAGAUGUCAGUCCAGCAGGUGCUGUCAGGCCUGGGAGAGAGCGGGAGAAAUGCUCGCGUGGUCACCAACACAGCUGGCAACGGCUCCGUGGACGUGCACGUCAACGUGGACCAGGCGAUGCAGAGCGAGCCCAGGCUGCGGCUGCUGCUGGCGGAGAACCUGCUGAGGGACGUGGACUCCGUCAUCCUCAGGCUGGAGGACCAGGCCGGCGGAACAUCAUCUCCACAAGACUCCGCCGCUCCUGCCUCCUCGUCCUCCUCCGCCACCGUGCCCCAGGCGCAGCCUGCUGAAGCCUCCCCCACUCCACCUCCACCCUCUUCUUCCUCGACAUCCACUCAGACUGAUGGACCCCCGUCCUCGGGACCCAACCACCCCAGUCCCUUGGAGCUGCUGGACAUACUGGUGGAGCUGAGGAGGGUGGAGGACAGGCUGCAGCCCUUCGUUCAGAGAGCGCACUCCAUCCUGGGGGCCGCCACCUCCACCGACUACAACAACAAUGUACAGGAGAGAGAAGACGACCAGCGGGUUUUGAACCUGGUGGGGGAGGCUCUCCGUCCCCUAGGCAACGCGCUCGUCGCCCUCAGCGACCUACGCUGCAACCUUCUGGCCCCCCCCCCUCGCCACCUGCACGUGAUCCGGCCCAUAUCCCACUACACCUCCCCUGUGAUGCUGCCUGGUGGGAUGCACCAUAUCCCCAUUCCGAUGAACAUGGGAGCGACAGUGACUAUGACCACCAAUGGCAGGCAGGCCCCUGAAGCCCAGACCCCGCCCACUCCGGCCACAGGCCAAUCAGAGCAAGCGGAAAAUGGACAGGUCCCGCCACCGCAGCCCGCUUCUGCCAAUCAGCCAGCACAAGGACAGACAGGGCCGAGGGUUAUUCGAAUCAGUCAUCAGACAAGGGAGCCGGUGGUGGUGAUGCAGAUGAACCUGGAUGACUCUGCUGCACCUCAGGCUUCAGGACAACAGACAGGAGCUGGAACUGGACAGACAGGGACCGCGGCCCCUCCUCUCAUCCCCGGCCUCCCGCCCGAGUUCAUGCAGGCCAUCGUGAACCAGGUCACGCAGCAGGCCGUGGCAAUGGCGGCUGCUGCCUCCGGGGGGCAGCAGGCGACCCAGGGCUCCAGUGUGAGUGCGGGAGAGACUGCCCCCAAUGCACCCCAAGCCAGGGUAGUAAUAACCCACCCCUUCUCCCCCAUGAACACGCAGUCCAACUUCGGGAGCAGAGGAGCCACUAUCAAUAUAAGGGCAACGGUUCCCCCCACUGGGGGCCAGCAGCCUGUGCAGAUGAUCAACGGCCUGGUGGGCCAGCUGCUGAUGCCUGUUCACAUCGCGAAUCACACCUCCACCGCCUCUUCAACCCAUUCCUUUUCUUUUUCCACGUCCUCCUCCUCUGCCCCCACUACCUCUGCCCCCCCUCAAACGAAUUCCUCUGAAACUUUGCACCAAGCGUCGGCCAACGCAGCCGCCCCCGGCCCGGGCCCGGACGGGUCGGCCCCUCCCCAGGCAGCGACCCCCGAGGGUAACCUGGCCCAGCUGCUGGGGUCUGUGCUGGGGGGGGCGGCAGCCGCCGGCUCCGUAGGCUCUGGGAUGCCACCGUCAUUCACUGUCACCAUGCCUGGGAUCCCCUCCUUCAUACAGGGAGUGACAGACUUCAUUCAGGCCAGCCAGCCAGUCUUCCCCCAGCCCCACAGUGGUCAACAAGCCCCUUCUGCCAGCACCGCCCCAGCGCCCCCCCCGGGCACCACCCCUGCUCCCCCCUCUGAUCCUACCCCCAGCUCUGUCCCUGGCGCCACCCUGGGAGCCCCAGGAGAGACGUUGAACCCAGAGCUCUUCACCGGCAUUGUUCAGGGAGUGCUGUCCACCAUGAUGGGCUCUCUGGGGGCUUCCCAGAACAAUACCGAAACCAUCGCCCAGUUUAUCCAGAGAGUGUCCCAGACAGAAAGCUUAUUCGCGCCCAGCACGGGGGAUGCCACAGGCUUUUUUGUAGACCUGCUGUCCCUGGUCUGGCAGAACUUCACCAUGAUGGACAUGGUGCUGCUGUUGCAUGGUCAGCACCAGCCCCUCAGCCGCAUUCAGCCCCAGCUUUCCCAGUUCUUUACAGAGCACUACCUGCGUGGGAGGGAGCCCACCGACGCCAACAUCUCUGCAGCAGCCGAAGAGCUUAUCAAUGGGCUUGAUGAGCACAUCACAGAGACCUUUUCCUCGGCGACUGUGCUAGAAGGUGUGGACAUCACCCAAACCAACCUGUCCUUCCUCACGCGGCAGUUCACACAGAUCGCCACGCACGUGUUGUGCUGCAAUGACGAUUCCUUUGGGAGCCGCUUGCUGUUGAUGUGCAACCAGGUUCUGUUCGAGUGUCUGGCCCUCAACCUCUACUGCCUGCGGGGGGAGCAGAUCGCGCUCACUGACGUCAUCAACCAUCGCAUACGAAGCAUGUCCACAGAGGUGAACCCCAGUUUGGUCAACUGGCUGACCAGCAUGAUGUCCAUGAGGCUGCAGGUCAUCCUGGAGCACAUUCCAGUCACUGAAGAGCAGAUCCUGCAUUAUGUCAUCCGCACGCAGGAUAUGUCAGAGGACGGGGAGGAAUCCGAGAUGCAGCAAGCAUCGAGGCCUGUGGACAUGGAGGAGGGUCGCUCCCCCACCCCCGCCACCACUGCGGAGGAGGCCAUGACGUCACCGCGGGACUGCAGGACUGAGGCGGCCGUCCGGCCCGGGGGCGCCAUCGGGAUGGAAGGCGCUUUGCCGGGAGUGGCUGGCGGAGAGGUCAGCGAGAUGACGGAAGAGGGAGAGGCCUGGGCUACGGCGGUUCCUCCUGAGUGGGUACCCAUUAUCCGACAGGACAUAGUGUCCCAGAGGAAGAUAAAAGCCCAGCCCCCCCUCUCAGAUGCCUACUUACACGGGAUGCCAGCCAAACGUAGGAAGACGGCACAGGGCGAUGGGCUCCACGUCUCUCUCGCUGAAGCCGUCAGUCAGGCAGCAAAGUCAGUGGGAGCCAAGCCAGUCACUUCCCCAGAGAGCCUUCAGGGGGAGCUAGAAAGCUCUGACCUUCAAGACGAAUACAUGGAACAGGUGCAACAUGACAUGAAUAAACGAGUAAGUGAGGACCCAAACUACAGCGCUCAGCGAUUCCCCAACACACAAAAGGCUUUUUCACUGGACUCUUAAUGUCAUUGGUUGGCACACGUGUCUGAGCGAUGACAUUUUGCUGUUGAGCAAACGUACCUUGCAAGUUUUUCCUCCUGCUUUGAUUGGAUUUGAAGUAUCAGAAACUAAACCCAGGUUGUACGGAGAAUGCUGUCAGUUAUCCAUGCAGCAUUUUUGGUUUACAAGGCCUGCAUUUUGACAUAAUGAUCCCACUUAAACUGAUAAGCUUUAGCUUUGCCUGAACCUGUGGAUAUAUUGAAAAGUCCAUCUUUGGUCCAUUCUUUUAUUAACUGAAUACAGGAACCUUGAAAAGUUACUUUCAUCCCUUCCCAAGACAUCAUCCUUGGUCUGCAAAUGAUGAUUCUUUCUAGACAUUUCUGUAUGCUUUCAGCUUCUUUGCAAACGCUCUAUUUUGUGAUUUAUUUUAUGUUUGAAUGAACAUUCGAAGAGCGACAAGGCAAUAAAAGGUUGUGGCAAUGGUAAUAGCGUUACAUGUGGAGACGACGGCAGUAAUGAUGUCAUAUUCUUACUGUCACCUUGAUUGUCUGGUUGUAAGCCUUUUAUGUGUCCUAAUUAGGAGAUCUGGGUUGGUGAAAUGACAAGUUAUGUUAAAUAUUUAUUUUUUUGUUGAGGUUAGAGUGAUUAUGCAGUUAUAUGGUGUUAAACGAUUUUGAUUUAGAAACAUUUCCAUCCCAAAUCACCCUUUGUGUUUUUGUCCAGUGGUUGUUUAAAAUUAAAACGUUUGCCAAUGAA